GGCGGCGAGUGGGCGUGCGCGCCCGCGCGUGUGUAGGCAGCCUGUAGGCGCCCGCCAACCUCCGCGCGAACACGCUGUGCAGACGGCCACACUCCGCCAGUGUAGAGUAGUCAAAACAACGACACCACCCACUACCUCCGUCUCUUUCCUGGGAAUGACGGGGCGUGGGUCCUGCCCCCGCCAGUCCUUCUUCUUCCUACCCUUCACCUUGCUCUUCCUCCUUCUUCUCGCCCCUUUGUUACUUUCAUCGACAGAGGGCAAGCUAAGGGCGACAUGACGGAGCAGAGGAGGUCGUGCACCUUUUGCCGCCAGCGUAAAAUGCGCUGCUCGGGGACGGUGCCGUGGUGUCAAGCAUGUAGCGAGAGGGGCAUGCCAUGCGUCUACGAAACCGUCAAGGUCCGGACAUGUCGACCAUCCGUCAAUGACACGUCCUGCUCAGAGCCAGUGGACCCCAACAUCCUACUGUCGCAGUCGAGCGCCUGCUUCGUGCCGCAGAGCAAAGGGCAGCAGCAGGAGACGCUCGGUGACGUGCUCGCCAAGAGCUUUGUCGACUUUUGGGAGGGACGAGGACGUGGAAAGCUGGCCGCCUCGAACAUCUACGGAAGCCGUCAAGAGAAGAAAGAAAUGAAGAAGAGGCAGAGACCAUUCAAGGGUUGUCUCCUCGAUGUCAUCGAAGACCACGUCAGGCUUACGGCCAGGUCCAUCUCCCAGCUCGAUGAUGGAGGAGGCGAGGCGCCAGCAUUUUCAGUCAUCUGCGCCCUCGAUGUCGGCAAACACGAUUUCCACACAUUGCCCAAGAUGCGUGCAUCGACUGCUUCCUCGAACAUGGGGGCAAAGGCGCUCCGGCAGAUCCACCUUCAGCUCGUUGAGCUGGCUUUUGCGGAGCAUCCUAUUCUGCCCCUCGUCGUGUCCAAAACCUCCUUUAUGCAACAACACCGGCAGGAAUCCCUUGAGCCGUGGAUCUUCGACCUUGUCCUGACAGAGGGCCUAGCUCGACUGAGUCGGUCUCAGCGUUGAUCAGACGUAUAUGACAGCCUUCCUUCGAGCGAGGAGAUCCUCCAUCAAGCGGCUAGUGCCAUGCUUAGUGUUUCAGCCACCCAGCCCUCGUUGUCUAUCGCACAGGGACUCCUCCUGACAGCUUGGCGUCUCUUGCUCAAUGGUCGCGCUAGAAGAGCCUCGAUUAUGCUAGGACAGUGCUGCGCCGUCGUCAAUGCACUCCUCGACCUCUCUUCCCAGAACUCCGACGGAUCGAUCGCUUUGACAGCAGCGACGGGAGCGGCAGCGGCGACAGCGAUGGUGACGGUGACAGAAGUGCGCAUCAACGGCAUCGACGUUGCACAACUUGAGCUCGAGCUUCUUGGCAACAUCUACUGGAUCGAGCAGAGCCUGCUUUUGUGGAUGUCACAAUCUCUUAACGUCGGC
Molecule: messenger RNA, 1422 nt
Organism: Acaromyces ingoldii
Lineage: Eukaryota; Fungi; Basidiomycota; Exobasidiomycetes; Exobasidiales; Cryptobasidiaceae
Exons: 4
Coding region: 274-1017 (247 amino acids)
Biological process (GO): regulation of DNA-templated transcription
Molecular function (GO): zinc ion binding; DNA-binding transcription factor activity, RNA polymerase II-specific
Source: RefSeq, a predicted model, not a curated record